CCACCGUCUCCACCGCCGUCGCUGUCGCCACAACAACCACCGGCAGCCAGCAUUCUCCGCCGGCGUCUCCGUGGCGCGCCAGCAGCAACCACGCCAACAGCAUCAGCACCAGUGGCACCACCGGCGGUACUAGCGGGAGGAUGAUGGACGCCGAUCGGGAGGAGGAGCCGCGCGAGCGCCUGGAGCCGCUGUCGGACGGCGAGCUGGCCAUCAUCCAGGACACCUGGGGCCGCGUCUACGAGAACUGCGAGGACGUGGGGGUCACCAUCCUCAUCAGGUUCUUUGUGAAUUUCCCGUCGGCCAAGCAGUACUUCAGCCAGUUCCAGGAGAUGGAGGACCCCGAGGAGAUGGAGAAGAGCAGCCAGCUGCGGGGGCACGCGCGCCGCGUCAUGAACGCCAUCAACAGCGUGGUGGAGAACCUCAACGACCCCGACAAGGUGGCCUCCGUCCUGGAGCUGGUGGGCAAGGCACACGCCCUCAAGCACAAGGUGGAGCCCGUCUACUUCAAGAUCCUGAGCGGGGUGAUCCUGGAGGUGCUGGCUGACGACUUUGGCGAGUGCUUCACCACAGACGUGGCCCACGCCUGGACCAAGCUGAUGGGGGCGCUCUACUGGCACGUCACCGGGGCCUACGCCGACGUGGGAUGGGUUAAGGUGUCCAGCUCGGCCGUCUGA
Molecule: messenger RNA, 674 nt
Organism: Engraulis encrasicolus (European anchovy)
Lineage: Eukaryota; Metazoa; Chordata; Actinopteri; Clupeiformes; Engraulidae
Gene: cygb2
Product: cytoglobin 2
Exons: 3
Coding region: 141-674 (177 amino acids)
Biological process (GO): oxygen transport
Molecular function (GO): oxygen binding; oxidoreductase activity; heme binding
Source: RefSeq, a predicted model, not a curated record